Messenger RNA from Paramisgurnus dabryanus, 1720 nucleotides. It is a transcript of the gene rrp9, whose product is annotated as ribosomal RNA processing 9, U3 small nucleolar RNA binding protein. Gene Ontology annotation, molecular function: U3 snoRNA binding; protein binding. Gene Ontology annotation, cellular component: small-subunit processome. Lineage: Eukaryota; Metazoa; Chordata; Actinopteri; Cypriniformes; Cobitidae. The record is from RefSeq and is a predicted model, not a curated record.
GCUCACAUGUGUAACAUCCGAGAAUCCGCAUGUGUUUGAGACCAUGUGAGUGCUACCACAGUAGUUGCAAGUUAAAACUAGCAGUAAUUAUUUCAUAGAAACAACAGAUAAUCUCCUCCACCAUGUCAUCUUUCUUUAUAAAGAAAAAAGCGGUGCCUAAUAAAGGAGAUAAAUCAUCUGCUUUAAAAAGAAAGAGUAAUACAGACGAUGGCAAAGGAAGAUCAAAAAAGCUCAAUAAACGAAUGAACGAAGAAAUAUCGAGUGACUCGGAAAACGAGAGUUCAGCACAAAAUAGACAACAGGCUGAAAAUGAAGAUGAUGAGAUUGAGGAGACGCCACAGGAGAAGAAACUUCGUCUGGCAAAACUUUACCUGGAGCAGCUGAGAGAGGAAGAGGAGAAGAAAGCAGAAGAAGAAACUUUUGAGACCGACCUGAUAGCUGGAAGACUCCAGGAGGAUGUGCUGGAACAAAAAGGCCGGCUACAAAGACUGAUAGCCAAAGAACUCAUAGCUCCUGAUCCAGCAGAGAUCCGGCUGUUAAGAGGACACAAACUGUCGGUCACGUGUCUCGUGAUCACCCCGGAUGAAAAAUACAUCUUUUCUGCAAGCAAAGACUGCUCCAUCAUCAAAUGGGAGGUGGAGAGUGGAAAGAAGGUGCACAAGAUCGCACGUGGACAUAAAGGUACAGACGAUCAACACGUGGGACACAGAUCUCAUGUGCUGUGUAUGGCCAUAUCAUCUGAUGGGAAAUACCUGGCUACUGGAGACAUGAAUCGAUUCAUUAUGAUCUGGGAUGCUGCAACAUGUAAACACCUGUACAAGUUAAGAGGCCAUAGAGAUGCUGUAUCUGGUUUGGCAUUUCGAAGAGGGACCCACGACCUCUACAGCGCAUCACAUGACCGCUCGGUAAAAGUGUGGAACGUUGCAGAGAACGCAUAUGUAGAAACCUUGUUUGGCCAUCAGGACAAAAUCACAGCGUUGGACUGUUUGAGCAGAGAGAGAUGUGUGACCGCAGGAGGAAGAGACCGAACCGUCAGAGUCUGGAAGAUUGCAGAAGAGUCACAGCUUGUGUUUCACGGACACGAGAGCUCCAUUGAUUGUAUUCAGCUUAUAAAUGAAGAGCACAUGAUUACAGGAGGGGAUGAUGGCUCCUUGUCUGUGUGGACCGUUAAUAAAAAGAAGCCGGUGAGCACGGUGAAGCAAGCCCACGGUAGCCAUGGCAACACAGGUCUGGAGCAACCUUACUGGGUGUCGUCCGUGGCGGCGUUGCACAACUCGGACACCGUUGCGUCAGGUGCCUCAGGCUCCCAUAAUUCAUCAGUGAAGCUUUGGAAGUGUGGACAGGGAUUCAGAGGCCUGGAGCCUCUCUUCAGCAUCCCGGUGACGGGAUUCAUAAACAGCCUGAAGUUCUCUAAUUCUGGGAAGUUUCUCGUGGCAGGAGUUGGACAGGAGCACAGAUUGGGCCGUUGGUGGAGAAUAAAGGAGGCUAAAAACGGACUUUAUAUCAUUCCCCUUAAAAGACAAACAAAAGAGCCAGAAGUUGUUCAAUAGCGCACCCUCGUGUGGAUGAAUGAACCCAAAUGUGGAGAUGUUUUUUUUUCUUUGUUUUACAUGACGUGAUGUAAAAGACAAAAAUCUAAGUGCGAUUAAAUUUAUGUUUUGAUUUGCAGUUCAAUGCUACAAUUUGAAUUAUAUGGUGGCUAUUGACCACCAAACAUGAA